Messenger RNA from Pecten maximus, 753 nucleotides. RefSeq names its product vacuolar protein sorting-associated protein 13B-like. The transcript is spliced from 4 exons. Lineage: Eukaryota; Metazoa; Mollusca; Bivalvia; Pectinida; Pectinidae. The record is from RefSeq and is a predicted model, not a curated record. The annotation marks the transcript as partial.
AUAUAAACCAGACCAAGCCCACUCCUCUCCUGUAUGCUCCGGCCAAUACCAGUCGACUCCACAUGACGGAAUUCUUCCGAACUCCAACCGAGGACGAGACAAGCGAAGAUUUUCUGAUGUUUACCUUCCAACUACCAAACAAACAGAAAACUAUGGAUGUUCCUAGUGUUCUACUACUGAGUAUGGAGGGGAUUGUCUGUCAAUUGGACCCAGCCCUGAUCAACUGGCUGUCCUACAACCCUCAGGACAAAGUGAAGCUCUCCAGUCAGGGGAGGGAAAAAGUGACGGUGGACCAGUCUCUUGCUCAUGCUGCACUUCCCCUUAAGACAAAGACAUCACAGGUUUCCCUUGCCUCGUCAGACUCGGUGACCCCUAAUACAGACACACCAACUGUCACUCACUCAACUGCGCAUGUGCCUACCACACAGGGAGAUGAAGGUCAGAAAGUCAGAGAGGAAACAGACAGGGGUCAUGACCUUUCUAACAAACUAGCUGCCUUAUUUCCAUUCAUCAGAAUGCUGCAAGUCCAGGUUGACAUCAAGAGCUGCUGUGUGUUUGUAAACAAGGGCCCGAUGUCGGUUCCGGAUCCAAGUGUUUACAUUCCGAAGAACUUCUUGUCUGCGCUUGAGCAUGGCCAGGCCCCAGGGACGGUAGUCAUUUGUCUCCCCAAUCUACAUCUGGUCAGUUCAGGGGUCAAACAGGUGCACGCCUUACAGGAACUCCCUAUUACCUCAAUGGAUGGAUCCCUGGUCG